AUCUCUUCACAAGUGUAUUAUCUGGCUGAGAAAUCCCAUUUGGAAAACUGCAUUAAGGGCCACAGAGCAUUUCUGUGUUUAAAUGAGGCUCUUUUUCUAGCCGCUUCAAGCCGCUGUCAUAUCAGUCUGUCCGUAAACAGAAAAAAGCUGAUAUCGUUGAACGCCCAGCGCAGCCAGAUAUUUUACACUGAGGGGAAAAAACUUGUUAUGUAAUGACAAGAAAUGCAGUAAAACAUUAAUAACCACUGGCAGCGUGUUUUUAAAGAUGGAGUAAUAUAUUACUAGUGAAGGAGAUGAAGCUGGAUGCAGAAUUAGCGAUGUUGGUCCUGGACCAACAGGUCUGUAAACAAGUCUGUAGACGAGGGCGUAAUAACGUUACAGGCCGUGCAGUCGGGAACUGCUUGCCGGCAGUGGCGAUCAUGAAAUCUCGGAUUUUUGUUGUAGGCCUGUUUAAUCUUUUUUUUUCCAGGCAUAAUCUUCUACCUUUUUUCUCUUUCAGUUGAAAAUAGUCAAAAAAAAAACGACUUUCAGUUUUCAAAAGAAAGUGAAAAAAUAUUUCGGCGGCCUCGCUAAUAAACAUAUUUAACAUUUCAUUUCUUAUAUUUAAUGUUAAAUAUAUAUUUGUACAUGUCUAACGUUAGCUAAGUCAAAUAUACACUGAAACUUUAUUCCAUAUUAAUGAACUCAAAGCAUUCGUCAUUUACCAUGACAGAAAUCGAGAGUCGCCUGCGAGUCCAGUCGAGAGAAUGCAAGAUAGCGAAGGGGGCGGAGCUUCCAAGUGGUGUUGGUUAAUAUCGGAGAGUUCAGAACAUCUGCGCAAAUCAUUCCAGAUUCAUAUAUCAACUGGCUCAUCUGCCUAUUUAUUGGGGAGAAAAGACGGAUCUUUUGGUCUGUGUUUCAGUUAUAAUUUGUACUGGCAUACCCGGAUGUUAAAUUCUAUGCAAAAUGCAUAAAGUUUGUCAGUUCUGGAAUUUAAUAUAAUAUAAUAUAAUCGGAGUAAAUGUCACUGGAUAUCAUGGCACUGUAAUGAAGAUCAUUAUGUCGCACAAGCCGAUGAUAUCAAAUACUGAUCCAAAUCCGACAUCCUCUUAGUAAACGAGUCUUAUUUGUGCUGUUAUGAGAUAUAUGAAGUGACCAAUCGGAUACAAUUCAGGAUCAAUGCAGGGUUUCAGGCCAGUGUCAGCGCUGAUAGUGAUGCUCAGUGACACUCAGUAAUAGAUUGGUACAACCCUGUGUUCUGCACGCAGUUCGGCAUUUCACAGAGCAUGCAUCGUCACACAAUGGUUCCAAGAACAUGACCGCAAGUUUCAUUUCUUCAGUGCCAUGCAGAGUCCCUGUGUCUGCAUCAGGCUUCUCUGGAACCUGACGAAAAUGGCUAAAAAAAUGGCUCCCAAGUGGUGCGACAAAAAAAAAGUGAAAAUCAUUGAGGCAAAAUGGCAUUUUGCUACAGAAUCACUUCCACAUGCACACUUUAGCCACUUUGCGUUUGUGCACAAACCCACACUGGAACUUCUCCAUUCAGGGGAAUACAUGUGAUAUUCCCACAUACAGAAACAGACUUAAUGAGUGAGGUUUAAAACUGAUGUAAAUAAGUUUCAUACAUCCUUCCAGAACUGACAGGAAUAACACAGUAACUGAAGAGAUCAGGAUGGAGAUGAGAUUUGACGAGGAUACAAAUUGGCCUCAGUUCUCAGAGCGACGGGAACAACAACUCAGGUGCAGUACACACUUUUUCUGUAACUACAAACCAAGGAUGCUCUCAAAAUACCUUUUGAGCAAAGUGCAGAAAAGUGGGCUCUCUCGGCAAAUAAAAAGAAACAAGUCCCAUAAAAUAUAAGACAAAUUUGUUCAGUUCUUACAGAAUCCCUGAACCGGAAGGUGUGAAAUCUUUUUGAAGUCUUUAUUUUGAUCAAGUCUCAUUUUUAUAACUUAAUAUCUUGUUAUUCUGACUUACUACCUUAUUUCAACUUAACAACUCACUAUUUAUAUUAUAUUGACUUAGCACCUCGAUAUUUUGACUUAACGUUGACUUAAAAUUUUUAAGUAACGUUAUUUCAACGCAUUUUUAUCUACUAACUUGUUACAUAACGCAUAGUUUCAAAAUAUAAUCUCAUUAUUUUGACUUGACGUAAAUUUGAAGAUAUGAUCUCCUUAUUUUGACAUAACUUAUUUUGACUCGUUAUUUCAAAAUAUGAUCUUGUAAUUUUGACUUCGUAACUCGCAUUUUUCACCUAACUCAUUAUUAUUUCGACAUCAUAACUCUUCUUUUUAAGAUAUUAAUUCACACCUAAUUCACAGCUUGUCUGUAAAUUAGUUCCUAAUUCCAGGUGCUGUUACGGUGAUAAAUUAUAUUUUUUUUAUUGGUGUAGAUGUGAGACAAAAUAACUUCCACGUCUGCUUUUUUUUUCCUUUCAACAUUUUGUGCUUGUUUCAUGCACGAGUACAAAAUAAAUCAGCACUAUCCAAACUUUCAUAAAUCUGGUGGAAAAUUUUCAUUUGGUUUGGCAUUUGAAAACAUUUACAUAUAAAAAAAAAAAUUUGAUAAAUGAGGCCCCAUGUGUCAGUCCCCAUCUCUCCUCCUCAGUGGAAAGGGACAUCCACAGGACCAUCUGUUCAUCACGACUAAACAGAUAUAUUCGUGGUCCAUUCUCGGGCACAGCAGAGACACUUACAAGAUCUCAUGUCAGUGCCAUUGCUGUGCUAGGAAUGAUCCACCAAUCUAGUAACAGGUGGUACUAUGGUGGUCCCUUUUAACGGAUGGAUGGGGAACAGACAGACAGACACAUUGUGCCUAGCACCAGAUGAGACAGUUAUUAAUUGUGUGCCUAUACGCAAGAGCCAAUGAACGUAGGUACAAGACAGCUGACUUUAAUCAACAGACGACUCAGUCUAUGUCUCCGUGUCCAUUCCCCAGGAGGCGGCACUACAAAGAGCCCUGUUACAGAGUGGCUGCAGUGGGUUUUGGCCUGCUGUGCAUCCUCCUGCUGGCUGCAGUCACAGUCCUCGCUACAAAUAACACCCAGUUACAGAUCAGUUACAACAUCCCGAAUGACAAUUUUCAGACCAACUACAGCAACCUAGUAAAACUGAUUGACCAAUUACAGAAGGAGAAUGCUGCACUUCAGAAGAAGCUGGCGGAUCUAGCUAAACAUGCCCAACUAGGAUGGGUCUACUUCAGCUCCAGUCUUUACUUUAUCUCGACGGAGAAGAAGAGCUGGACUGACAGCAGACAGGACUGCAGUAGGAAAGGAGCAGACCUCGUGAUCAUCAGCAGCAGAGAGGAACAGGAGUUCAUCAUUAAGCAGCUGGACGGAGAUAAGGCUUGGAUUGGUUUAAGUGACAGAAGCACAGAGAGGGUUUGGAAAUGGGUGGACGGUACAGCGCUGACCACUGCGUACUGGGCUAAGGGAGAACCAAAUGAUGCAGGUAAUGAAGAGGACUGUGCUGAGAUUUGGAGUUCUGCAGACAGAAAGGGCUGGAAUGACGUGACCUGCUCUAGAAAAGAGAGAUGGAUCUGUGAGAAACUGGAUUUUCAGUGGUAAGUUGAGAAGUUACAUGAUAAAAUGCUCAGUGAUGUGUGGAAUAAUGUAACUCAGUCUCUGUGUGUUGUGUGUUUUCAGACUGUCAGCAGUCCAAAGUGUACCGAGACUCAAAAUCUGCUCUUCAGCUCAGACACGAACGUCAACAACUUCAACGAGAGAAGCUUGUGAAAUCCUGUAUAAAGCAUGAAUUUAAAAAAAAAAAACGUUUCGAUCUUUUCCUUUCAUCCCUCCAUCGUGUUCAGUGUUUCUUUGUAAUAUAGUGAUAGUGAUCUGUCAAUAAAGU
This is a messenger RNA of Pangasianodon hypophthalmus (striped catfish), 3825 nucleotides long. Its product is annotated as CD209 antigen-like protein C. NCBI's taxonomy places the organism in Eukaryota, Metazoa, Chordata, Actinopteri, Siluriformes, Pangasiidae. Bases 2802 to 3542 code for a protein of 246 amino acids. Gene Ontology annotation, molecular function: D-mannose binding; fucose binding. The transcript is spliced from 4 exons. Gene Ontology annotation, biological process: biological process involved in interspecies interaction between organisms. The record is from RefSeq and is a predicted model, not a curated record. Gene Ontology annotation, cellular component: external side of plasma membrane.